UGUAAAAUUGCACAGUGAAACGGGAGGUAGAUAAAGAUUUAUGAUGGCGGGUCGAGAACAGUCGACUGUGCAAACAAUUGCUGAGGUCUUUAAGAGAUUUGGAAAAAGUGUUGACGAACAUCACCUCAAUAUAGCUCAUAAUCAGUACAGAAAGCUGUGUGAUCAGGCUAAGUCUCUCGCCAAAAAAGAUACCAAAACGCAUGACUACCUGCUAUCCUUUUAUGAAGAAAAUGGUGACGACUAUCCAGCUUCUCUCAGUGACGACCAAAAACAAACCUGUCUUCCGUUAUACGAUUUCCUGUGUAGUGCAGGGACUGUGUUUGAUUUGACCAAAAUCUGGCCAACAUAUGUAUUCUUGGUGGAAGUGUAUAAUAAACAAAAGAAAAAAUCGAAAAGACCGGGUCCUCACUCAAAUAAAUCAGGAGAUUUCAUUCCUCAAAUUUUACAAGGUAUGAAAUCUGAUGUGGAAUCGGAUACUUGGAAAGCGGCACAAACUGAGUAUGUUAAACUCAGUCAGAAUGAAAGACAGAUGGAAAACGAUCCUGAUUUGGCAAGAGAGAAGGAGUUGUGGGUUUUAAAUGGUGACGUAGCUGCACAGAAAUUUCUAGACAAUAUUGAAUAUAUGGAUAGAGCUCUGUAUAUAACGAUCAAGGAGGCACUGCAGAAGAACAUGGAAGGAAGCGAAACUGCUUGGUGUCAAUAUGGAUCUCUUUUACAUUCAUCAGAGCUUUUGAGACGGAGUAAAGAGCAAAAGGCUAGACGAUACGAAAAGGAAGUCGAUGAAUUACGAGAAAGGUGUGAAGAAUUGGCAAGACAGAACGAAAAAAAGUCACAGGAGAUUGAGGAACUUACUACCAGGUUGAGUGAAGUGGCCAGUCUGAGGAUGUCAAUGGGAAAUCCGAAUUGUGCGGAUCUCGGUGAUUCCAAUCGACCAACAAAAAUCGGGGAGAAAUUUUCUGAGCUUUAUAACAACGAGUGGACACAACUAUUUGAAAGUUUGGAAUCUGAAAUAGAGGACGAAACAGAGAGAAUAUCAAAGCUUUGUGAAUGUGUGCAAAUGGCAUUCAUAUUUUGUAAAGAGAGAAGUGAGUUGCAGCUUGAAGAGUUACAGAUCUUAACAGCAGAUGUUUUGUCAUUUAGACGAACACAGGGCGAGGAAGAGACCAACAAACAGAAAGAUUUUCAAAUGAAGAAAGGCACUCUUUGUCACUUGUUAGAUAUAAGGAAACAAUGUUCUUUUAUGUCUUUACCUAAUAUUUGCCAGAUGUUUAAAGAAUCGCACACGUUUUCAGAAACAAAUAACGAUGAUAUUUUGAGAGAUAUUGAUGCAUAUCUGAAUGGCUGUGUGGAAACCUGCUGGCUGAUGUGCAUUCAGGAUCCGCCAAUGAUCCUCGUCACUCCAGAGAAAGGAGAUAAAAUAGUAACACAACAGUUUGCAAUGUACAAAACUACGGGUGAUACAGUUGAAACGUGCGUGUGGCCUGCACUCUUAUUGUGUGAAAAUGGCGGUGUUGUGUGUAAAGGUCAUGUGCUUCCUAAAUAAAACUAAGUACCAAGAAAAACCUGUAAACCUGCGCAAUCUGUCUGUCCAAUUGAAAUCGUCGUUGUACCUGUUUUCAAUUGUUAGAUACCAACAGGGGUACAUGUAUUAAAGGAAAAAUUCAGUUUUACCUUUCUGAUAUAUGUACACCUGCCCAGCCGACAUAAUGAUGGCUAUUCUUGUUUUAAAAAUUUGAGGAUAAUGAGAUAACUUAAGUUUAAGCUAGGAUGAUUACGUAAAUUGAAUAUUAAAGAUUUAUAUACAAAUGU
Messenger RNA from Ostrea edulis (European flat oyster), 1809 nucleotides. RefSeq lists its product as uncharacterized. Bases 41 to 1543 code for a protein of 500 amino acids. Gene Ontology annotation, biological process: mitochondrial protein catabolic process; mitophagy by internal vacuole formation. The transcript is spliced from 10 exons. Lineage: Eukaryota; Metazoa; Mollusca; Bivalvia; Ostreida; Ostreidae. The record is from RefSeq and is a predicted model, not a curated record. Gene Ontology annotation, cellular component: mitochondrial outer membrane.